CGGAGCUUGAGCCCCAGCAGACAGACAUUCAUACGUCUGCCCAUCCACCGACGCCAUCGAGCAAUUACCAAGCUUGAGGAUUCCAUUUGCUACUACCUUUUUCAGUGACUGUGCGCGUACCUGUGGACUUAUUGUGGACUGCGCUGCCGUGUGCCAAGAGGGAAAACCUGUAGAGGAGUGAAGGAGUACCCCGGGCCCAACCUUGAAGUCCAGUUACGUUGCCGUGGGCUGUGGCCGCCGCCCGCCGCGCUAUCCAAGUCCGGGUCCGACCCUUGCGAACGAACCCGCAUCAUCCACUCAAAAAAAUAGAGGAACUUCACUUGGCUUGUUACUUACUGCAAUUGAAGCAGUUGCCGGAAUCUGUCUCUGAACUUGCCGCCGCCGCCGCCGUCCCUUCGUCUCCUCGAUUACCUAGCCUUGCCAUUCGGUCGUCUCUCUGCCGACUCCGAUCUAGUAUAUACCCUGAUUGUUUACCUUAUCUACUAGAGGUUCUCCUACACCCAUCACCACAUAAUAACCAUGGCUCCCACCAUCCCGCCGCCCUCCGUCCCCAUCCCGGCGGCCACGCCCGUCACUGUCCCGGCCGACUCGUCCAUCUGGGACCGCGUCUCCAACUGGGUCUCGGAGCACAAGGCUGUUGUCUACACCAUUGCUGGUGUUUCCGUCGUCAUCACCACCGCCGGUGUUGUCUACUAUCUCCGCAAGGGAUCAGAGCAGAAGGAGUCCGGCCCCAAGCUCAGCAAGAAGGAAAGGAGGAAACGGAAGCAGGCCGAGAAGGGGGAGGCCGAGAAGGCUUCUACUUCCAAGACAGAAGAGGCCGCUCCCACACAACCCAAGGCCGCCGCCGUCGAGAGCGCCGACGAGCUGCCCGAGAUCGAUGAGGAAUCCGUCGUCAGGCUAUCCGAGGACGAGCGCAAGGCGUACGCCGCCAAGCUGAAGGAGCUCGGAAACAAGGCCUACGGUUCCAAGGACUUCAACAAGGCCAUCGACCUUUACUCCAAGGCCAUCAUCUGCAAGCCCGACCCCGUCUACUACUCCAACCGCGCCGCUUGCCACAAUGCCCUCGCCCAGUGGGAGCAGGUUGUCGCCGAUACCACCGCCGCUCUCAAGCUCGACCCCCACUACGUCAAGGCCCUGAACCGCCGUGCCAAUGCCUACGACCAGCUUAGCCGCUACAGCGACGCUCUCCUCGACUUCACUGCCAGCUGCAUCAUCGACGGCUUCCGCAACGAGCAGAGCGCCCAGGCCGUCGAGCGCCUCCUCAAGAAGUUCGCCGAGAACAAGGCCAAGGAAAUCCUCGAGACAAAGCCUCCCAAGCUCCCCAGCUCCACCUUUGUUGGCAACUACCUCCAGAGCUUCCGCUCCAAGCCCCGCCCCGAGGGUCUCGAGGACUCUGUUGAGCUCUCCGAGGAGACCGGUCUUGGUCAGCUGCAGCUUGGCUUGAAGCACUUGGAGAGCAAGACUGGUACUGGUUAUGAGGAGGGCUCCGCCGCCUUCAAGAAGGCCCUCGACCUCGGCGAGCUCGGUCCUCAUGAGGCUCUUGCCUACAACCUCCGUGGUACCUUCCACUGCCUCAUGGGCAAGCACGAGGAGGCUCUCGCCGAUCUCAGCAAGUCCAUCGAGCUCGACCCUGCCAUGACCCAGAGCUACAUCAAGCGUGCUAGCAUGAACCUUGAGCUCGGUCACCCCGACAAGGCCGAGGAGGACUUCAACAAGGCCAUUGAGCAGAACGCCGAGGACCCUGAUAUCUACUACCACCGCGCCCAGCUCCACUUCAUCAAGGGGGAGUUCGCCGAGGCUGCUAAGGAUUACCAGAAGUCCAUCGAUCUCGACUCCGACUUCAUCUUCUCCCACAUCCAGCUUGGUGUCACCCAGUACAAGAUGGGCUCCAUUGCCUCUUCCAUGGCCACCUUCCGCCGCUGCAUGAAGAACUUCGACCAGACCCCCGAUGUCUACAACUACUAUGGCGAGCUUCUUCUCGACCAGAACAAAUUCCAGGAAGCCAUUGAGAAGUUCGAUACCGCGAUCGCCCUCGAGAAGGAGACCAAGCCCAUGUGCAUGAACGUUCUCCCCCUCAUUAACAAGGCUCUUGCCCUCUUCCAGUGGAAGCAGGAUUAUGCCGAAGCUGAGCAGCUCUGCGAGAAGGCCCUCAUCAUCGACCCCGAGUGCGACAUUGCCGUCGCCACCAUGGCCCAGCUCCUCCUCCAGCAGGGCAAGGUCGUCGAGGCCCUCAAGUUCUUUGAGCGUGCCGCCGAGCUCGCCCGCACCGAAGGCGAACUUGUUAACGCCCUUUCCUACGCCGAGGCCACGAGGACACAGAUCCAGGUACAGGAGAACUACCCCGAGCUGGCCAGCAAGCUCCAGGGCAUGAGCGGUGGUCCCGGCAUGCGGUAAAAGCAUGUCAAGAUUACUCUAGCAGCAUAAAAAAGGAAGAGAAAUAAAGAAAGCGAUGAAGUUUUGAAACGAAGUAGAAAAGCAGUGUGUUGUACAUUAAAAAGGGUUCAUUUUUGGUUGUUGCUACUGCUGUAACGGUGUAAGGAGAUUGAGGAUGUCUGUUGGCGGUAAGGAGACGCGGGAAUGGAUGGAUGGUGUUUUACAUAGGUUGGCCUGGAUGGGAUAGGAUGUAAUGCUUUUUUUUUAAUACUUCUCUCUCUUCUCCCUCUCUCUCUGUCUCUCGAUUCCACACGACCUCAUCACUACACAUCACGAUCAUCGUCAUCAUCAUCACCAUCAAUCCAUUAUCAUCAUACAUCAUGUUAUGUCAUGUUACGCUUCGGGGGUCAAAUUGGCAUUUGAUUUUGGUUGAAUAUGGAGUUGAUUUCAAUGCUCUUCUCUCUAUCUGCUUUUAUGGGCCAACUCUACAGAUGGGGAGUUCGGUAUGUUCGUAAUUAUAUGACGAAUUAGUAUGUUGUAUAUACUCACCUUGGAGUUGUAGUAAACGAGCUUAAAUACGCUGAACAACACAAAACAAACGAGAAUGAAGAUGAAGAUGAAAAUGAA
This is a messenger RNA of Neurospora crassa OR74A, 3000 nucleotides long. It is a transcript of the gene tom70, whose product is annotated as outer mitochondrial membrane translocase. Gene Ontology annotation, biological process: intracellular protein transport. NCBI's taxonomy places the organism in Eukaryota, Fungi, Ascomycota, Sordariomycetes, Sordariales, Sordariaceae. Gene Ontology annotation, molecular function: protein binding; protein-transporting ATPase activity. Gene Ontology annotation, cellular component: mitochondrial outer membrane. The transcript is spliced from 4 exons. Bases 520 to 2394 code for a protein of 624 amino acids. The record is from RefSeq and is a predicted model, not a curated record.